UAUUUUCAAAAUAAGAAUAAGAUUUAACAAUAUGAAUAAUGAAUACAGUACAGAAGAUGAUGAUUUGAUUGAAGAUCUUCGACAGCCUAAAAGCAAAAGUGACAAAACACGUUUAGAGAGCAGGCUUUCUAUAUCUUUCCCUAGCAAAGGGCUUUACAAUGCUCCAGGAGAUAACAAUUGUUUUCUUAAUGCUGCUGUUCAGAUUUUGUGGCAUUUGAAUGUUUUCCGCCGUAGUUUUCGCCUACUACAAGGACAUGCAUGUUUAGAUAAUGCCUGCAUUUUUUGUGCUCUUAAGAGAAUGUUUCAAAAGCUCCAAGAUAGUGAUGCAUCUGCAAUUGAUCCUGAUGAUUUAAGACAAUCAAUGGCCAAAGCUUUUGUUGAUGAGCAUCGUUUUCAACUUGGUCGAAUGGAUGAUGCAGCUGAGUGUUUUGAGAAUAUUCUUCAUCGAUUGCAUUGCCACAUAGCGAACACAGAAAGUGAAGAUACCUGUGCAGCAAAGCAUUGUAUUCCUCAUCAAAAGUUUGCAUCGCACAUACUGGAACAGGUUUUGUGUAAAUGUAAAGCAACAGGCGAACCAAAGUCUUAUUAUCAAUUUGUACAUUAUGUUUCAGCAUCGGCUCUUUCUGAAAAUUUGCAAAAAGAUGUCAGCAAUCCUAAUGUGUUGGUGGAUUUAUUGAAAUCCUCUGUUCAGUCCGGAGAAACGAAAGCAUGUCCGGAUUUAAAACGGUGUUCAUAUCGCAGUAGUGGUAAAAACACAACAUUAACAAGCACAACUCUUAUCAAUUGCCCAGAUGUUUUGACAAUUGGAGUGAUUUGGGAUACUGAUUCUCCAAGUUCAAGUUAUAUUGUGGAUGUAUUCGAUUGUUUCCAGAAUUCUUUAUACUUUAAAAAUAUAUUUGAUAAUAUUCCUGACCAUCAAUGCAAGCAUUUAGAGCUGAAAGUUGUUGGUGUUAUUUGUUACUACGGGAAACACUAUACUUCAUUUUUUUACAACUCAACAGAAAAACAGUGGAUUUAUUUUGAUGAUGCUCAUGUUAAAAAGAUAGGUCAUAGUUGGACCAGUGUAAUUGAAAAGUGUUAUCGGAAUCGGUUCCAACCUCUACUUGUUAUCUAUGCUAACUUUAAUGGAAGUCCUGUAGACAUAAGUAAUGCACCAACAUCUGUUAAUAUUAUGUCAAAGGAAAUGCUUCUUUCAAAACCAAAAUCACCACCCCAUCGCAAGCAGAAGCGAAAAACCAAACGCGGUAAAGAUUCAAAACCUAAUGGUCAUGAGUCAUCCAGAUCAAAAAGUUUGAGCGUUAACAAAACUUGUCAGAUUUCAAAUAAUGACUUUAGCCUUGUGUUACCUGAUAGUCCAGUUAAAGAAAAUCAAGAGGUUAAAUCCUCUCGGAGCAACAAAGCUAAUGAAGUUAUUAAUCCUGCUUAUAGGUCAGAUGUUUCUCUUCCUGGUUCUAAUGCACAAAAAGUAAAUACAAGGCCACUCCCCAUAAUUGAAAAAUCAAUGGGCAUAGUUGACAGAAAAUCAGAGAAUAUUGACCAGACCAAUGUUCUAGAAAAUUCCCAAAAGAACAGUUUUAUAAAGAAGAAAUUUGUUGAUAUCAAAAAUGUAAUAAGUCCAAAAAAACAAAAUUUGAAAAAAGAACUACUGCCUAAUACAUCUUUACGCUCUAACUCACUGGAUAGUAUUUUUCAAAAUGAAACAAAUGGUGAUUCAUCAAUUUUUAAGUCACAGUACAUUACACCAACAGUUUUAAAUGACAAUAUUCAACAGAAACAAGAAGCCAAAUUGGUUGUUCACCAAAAAACACUAAGUAGUUUAGAAUCAAAAAUGAAUCGGAGUUCUAGCAUUGAUGUUUUAGACUCAGCUCAUAUUCAACAAAGAAAUUCAUUAAAUAAAAAAAAAUCUACACGACCAAAACCAAAUGAAACCAUUAAUAGUGCUGAGGUUUUAGAAUCUUGUCAUCAUCAAAAACAAAAAAAUAAAGUAGAUGUAUUAAACUCUAUAGCUUCAAAAAAAAUUUUAACUAGUUCAUUUAGCAGCACUGAAGUUCCAGAAUCUCAACAUUAUAAAAAUCUAUUAGAAGCACGAAUUUCUAUUGGCUCUAAAAGCAAUGGAACUAGUUCCAUUAGUAGCACAGAGUUAAAGAACUAUGAACUUUAUGAUAAUGAUGAUGAUCUUAUUGAUCUACAAAACGACACUGACCCAUUGCUUAAUAACAGUUUUACAAACAAUGAUGGGAGAUCAUCAGAUAGAAAAGCAGUGCAGUUUGAUUUCUUAAUAAAUCAUGGUGAGAAGAUGUUGCGUAAGUCAUUGCAUUAUGAAGAAUCAGGUGAUCUUCUUCUUGCAUUGCGUCAUUGCACAGAUGCAACACGACUAUUUCGUGAUGCAUCAAAACUUGUUGAUAACAAUUCAAAUCUUGUUGAGGUUGUUGACAAAAAAAGAUGGUCAAGUUUUUCUCGUUCUGAAAUGUUGCAAAAAAAAAUUGACAAUUGUUUAAAACUAGAUGGAUUGCCUCUUGAGGAUAAAACUUUAAUUGAUGCCUCUUUUAAUCAGCAAAAUGCACGAAAUUCGUCUAGAAAUAGCAGUUUUUAUAAUACUACGUGCAGUAAUUUGCAAACAAACAAUAUAAGUUUGCACGGAUGUAAUGAAAACAUUUUGAAGACUAAUCAAACAAAUCGAUUUGUAGGCGAUGCAUAUGACGAACAAUCAUGUUCUGUUGGACUUUUAAAUACUCAAAAUAGAUUACCGAGUCAUACAUUUUUUGGUAUCAAAGGUCUUCCUGUUCCAAAGCAAUCAUUAUCGACAGAAGAAAAAGGUGAACAAAUUGAUCACACAAAACUUACCUUUGGAAAAACAGUUUAUAGCGUAGAUCUCAUUAAAGGUUUGAAAAAUAACAAUUCCAACUUAGUAGAACUAUCUGAUACCGACAACAAAACAGUAUCUUCGGAGAUCAAAGAAAACGGGUUUAAAAAUGUGUCUGUAUCCGACACUCGGAAAAAGUUAAAAGAAAACAAGCGGUACCACUGCGAACAAUGUGGAUGGCGUAAGGUCGACAAGCGCGGUGAUUAUUGCGCCAAAUGCAAAUCAGAUUUUAUUUAGCUGCUCCAAGUUGUUUCAUUUAUGUAGAGGCGAAACACAUCUUGUACCGUUUAUUUAUGUAAAGACGAAGCAUCAUCUUGUACCGCAUAUGUAUGUAGAAACGAAACACCAUCUUGCACCGUGUAUGUAUGAGGGAAAAUAUUUAAAUUCGACAAAAAUCUAAAACUUAAAAAAAUGUUGUAAAUAUGUUUAUAAAGCGAUAUUAGCAUCAAAAGCACGUGACUCGUGAAAAAAGCACGUGAUUCAUGAAUAUUUAAUAUCCUUUUAAGUUUUAUUUAUAUCAAUGUUGUUAAUAUUAUUUUAAAAAUAUUUUUUACAAAUUAUUAUUUUAAAAGUAUUUAAAAAUGUGGAUUCUAAGAAUUGCUUUUCUACGUAA
This is a messenger RNA of Hydra vulgaris (swiftwater hydra), 3476 nucleotides long. RefSeq names its product inactive ubiquitin carboxyl-terminal hydrolase 54. Lineage: Eukaryota; Metazoa; Cnidaria; Hydrozoa; Anthoathecata; Hydridae. The record is from RefSeq and is a predicted model, not a curated record. Gene Ontology annotation, biological process: protein deubiquitination. Gene Ontology annotation, molecular function: cysteine-type deubiquitinase activity.